AUGAAGGGCACGUACGACACCGACGUCGUCAUGGACGACGGCACCGUGAUCCGGACCACCGUCACGUCCUCCGGCGACGCCGUCGAGGCCUUCCUCCGUGAGGUCGUCGGCAGCCGGCACGGCCAGCAGCUCCUGGUCGGCAUCGACACCGAGUGGCGCGUCGUCGCCCCGGAGGGCGGCCGCGGCCGCCCCAGGAACCGGAUGGCCGUCCUGCAGCUCUGCGUGGGCCGCCGCGGCCUCGUCUUCCAGAUCUUCCACGCCGACCGCGUCCCGGUCGCCCUCGGGGACUUCCUCGCCUGCCCCGGCCACCGCUUCCUCGGCGUGGCGGUCGACGGCGACGUAAGGCGGCUGGCCGAGGACUGCGGCCUCGUGGUCGCCAACGCGGUGGAGCUGAGGCGCGUCGCGGCGGAGGCGCUCGGCCGGCCCGAGCUCCGCGACGCCGGGCUCAAGGCCCUGACGCGCGAGGUGACGGGCGCCCACAUCGACAAGCCGAAGCGGCUGACGAUGAGCAAGUGGGACGAGCGCCGCCUGACGGCGGAGCAGGUCCGGUACGCCUGCAUCGACGCGUUCGUGUGCUACGAGAUCGGCCGGCUGCUGCUCACCGGCGAGUGCGCGGAAGGUGCCGCGGCGAACGGCGGCGCGACGAUGAUCCCGCCACCACCGAUUGUUGCCUCCUCCGCGGUUCCGGUGGCCUGA
Panicum virgatum (switchgrass) is the source of this 696-nucleotide messenger RNA. Its product is annotated as Werner Syndrome-like exonuclease. The transcript has a single exon. Gene Ontology annotation, molecular function: nucleic acid binding; 3'-5' exonuclease activity. Lineage: Eukaryota; Viridiplantae; Streptophyta; Magnoliopsida; Poales; Poaceae. The record is from RefSeq and is a predicted model, not a curated record. Gene Ontology annotation, biological process: nucleobase-containing compound metabolic process. The coding region runs from base 1 to 696 and encodes 231 amino acids. Gene Ontology annotation, cellular component: cytoplasm; nucleus.